Messenger RNA from Rhodamnia argentea, 2452 nucleotides. RefSeq names its product ABC transporter G family member 25. Lineage: Eukaryota; Viridiplantae; Streptophyta; Magnoliopsida; Myrtales; Myrtaceae. The record is from RefSeq and is a predicted model, not a curated record. Gene Ontology annotation, cellular component: membrane. The coding region runs from base 142 to 2139 and encodes 665 amino acids. The transcript has 4 exons. Gene Ontology annotation, molecular function: ATP hydrolysis activity; ABC-type transporter activity; ATP binding.
UCUCUCUCCGUCUCCCUCUCUCUAUCUCUCGUCUUCUUGGUUUCUUUCUUUUUCUUGGUGGGUUUCGGUUUUCAGCUCCCGGGUCUUCACGUUUCUGCAAGUGUUGCUUGUGUUCUUCGCGAGACAGAGACAGUAAAAAAGAUGCCACUGUUUGUUGUUGGUGGUGGUGGUGGUGGUGAAGAAGCACGGACCGAAGACACCUCCACGCAACCUCCUCGGGAUUCACGUGACUUGCCCGCUUUAAUGUCUUCUUGUCACCCCAUUUCUCUCCAGUUCGUGGACGUGAGCUACAGGGUCAAGAUAGAUGACCGCCAAGGAGGCAACAUCAAACGUAUCUUCGGUCAGUCCACGCCCCCGCCCCACGGCAGCGCCACGGCACCGCCGCGCGAGCGAACGAUACUGAAGGGGAUCACCGGCACAGCGUCACCGGGGGAGAUCCUGGCUAUCCUCGGUCCGUCGGGGAGCGGCAAGUCGACGCUCCUCAACGCCCUUGCAGGGCGGCUCCGCGGUGGCCUCUCUGGGACGAUCAUUGCCAACGACCAGAGGCUCGGGCGGUCGAUGCUGCGGCGGACUGGGUUUGUGGCCCAGGACGAUAUUCUCUACCCACACCUCACUGUGCGGGAGACGCUCGUGUUCUGCGCGCUCCUCCGGCUCCCGCGGGCGCUGGGGAGGCUGGAGAAGGUGGCGGCCGCGGAGGCGGUGAUCACCGAACUCGGGCUGGCCAAGUGCGAGCACACCAUCAUCGGGAACAGCUUCGUGCGGGGGGUGUCGGGUGGCGAGCGGAAGCGCGUGAGCAUCGCCCACGAGAUGCUGGUGAACCCUAGCCUGCUGGUCCUCGACGAGCCGACAUCGGGGCUGGACUCGACCGCAGCACACCGGCUGAUGGCCACACUUGGGUCGCUGGCUCAGAAGGGCAAGACAGUGGUCACGUCGGUGCACCAGCCGUCGAGCCGGGUCUACCAGAUGUUCGACUCGGUGCUGGUCCUGAGCGAGGGCAGGUGCGUGUACUUCGGGAAAGGUCGCGACGCGGUGAGCUACUUCGGGUCGGUGGGCUUCGCGCCGGCCUUCCCGAUGAAUCCUGCCGACUUCCUUCUCGAUCUCGCCAACGGGGUGUACCAACUCGAUCGAGCGAUCGAAAGAGAGAACCCCAACAUCAAGCAAUCUCUCGUCGCGUCUUACAACACCGUGUUAGCUCCCAUGGUCAAAGCGGCCUGCGUGGACGUUUCGCCCAUUCGAGCAAAAGGAAACGCGGCCGAGGGCGGAGGCCAUUCUCUGCCACGCUGCCGAACCGGCGGUAACUUCACCACCGGCGUCUCCAAUUGGUUCAACCAAUUCAGCAUUCUUUUCCAGAGAGGCCUCAAGGAGCGCAAGCACGAGGCCUUCAAUCGACUCAGAGUCUUCCAAGUCAUCGUGGCGGCACUGCUGGCGGGCCUAAUGUGGUGGCAUUCGGACUCCCAGAAUAUUCAAGAUCGGCUCGGCCUGCUCUUCUUCAUCUCGAUCUUCUGGGGGGUGUUCCCGUCCUUCAAUUCAGCGUUUGCGUUCCCCCAGGAGCGCGCCAUCUUCGUGAAGGAACGGUCUUCGGGGAUGUACAGUCUCUCCUCCUACUUCAUGGCGCGAAUUGUCGGGGACAUGCCCAUGGAGCUCAUACUACCCACCAUCUUCCUCUCCAUAACUUACUGGAUGUCCGGGCUAAAACCCGAGUUCGGCACAUUCGUCUUGACGCUGCUGGUCGUGCUCGGCUACGUCCUCGUAUCUCAGGGCCUCGGCCUCAUGCUAGGCGCGGUCAUAAUGGACGCCAAGCAGGCCUCUACCAUAGUCACGGUCACAAUGUUGGCCUUCGUGCUGACCGGGGGAUUUUACGUGCACAAAGUGCCGUCCGCCUUGGUCUGGAUCAAGUACGUUUCGACCACGUUUUACAGCUACAGGCUCCUGAUCAGCAUCCAGUACGGGGACGGAAGAGGCAUUUCCUUGAUGCUGGGUUGCGGCCGAGAUGGGAAUUCAUACAGCACAAGCUGCAAGUUCGUCGAGGAGGACAUCGGAGGGCAGGUUCGGCCCGGGGUGUGCGUCGGCGUCUUGCUGCUGAUGUUUUUCGGAUACAGGUUGUUGGCGUAUCUCGCCUUGCGACGGAUCAAGGCUUGAAAGAAACAUCAGCUACCGCCAAGGCCAGAGUGUACAAGUAUUUCCGAGCCGAUUCAGGAGGGCCCUUUUAGAAUUUAGCUUCUGCUGAAUUGGCAGGCUGAUUGCUGCUGUGCAGGCUUAACGAUUGCACUGGCUCAUUUCCUGUUCUCUUCUGGUCUUUCUUCUUUUGUGUUUUCAGUUUUAAUUAGGAUUUGGAUUCAAGCUGACAAGAGUUUAGAGGCAGCAUAAGAGCAGCUUCAUUGCUCGAGCAAUUGUAAAGCAUCAUGAGAUGUCAGAAAGACAAACUUGUGGUGAUUCAUUAAUCUUUAUAGCA